Gossypium arboreum is the source of this 831-nucleotide messenger RNA. RefSeq names its product transcription factor bHLH162-like. Gene Ontology annotation, cellular component: RNA polymerase II transcription regulator complex. Gene Ontology annotation, molecular function: protein dimerization activity; RNA polymerase II transcription regulatory region sequence-specific DNA binding; DNA-binding transcription factor activity, RNA polymerase II-specific. The transcript has 3 exons. Lineage: Eukaryota; Viridiplantae; Streptophyta; Magnoliopsida; Malvales; Malvaceae. Gene Ontology annotation, biological process: regulation of transcription by RNA polymerase II. The record is from RefSeq and is a predicted model, not a curated record. Bases 60 to 698 code for a protein of 212 amino acids.
GUGUAAGUAUAAAAAACAACAUAACACAGCUUAGUGUGCGUAUACCAAGGGAACUUGAAAUGGAACACUUGACUCAUAAUUUGGGUGGGAAUAAGGGAAUGAAAAGGUCUCGUUGUUCUUCAGCUAAGGUUGAGAGGAAGAUCAUUGAGAAAAACAGGAGAAAUCAUAUGAAGAAUUUGUACUCCAUGCUCAAUUCUCUACUCCCCCAUCAAAAUUCCAAGGAGCCAUUAUCACUACCUGAUCAAGUAGAUGAAGCUGUGAAAUACAUAAAGAGGCUGCAAACAAAGUUGAAGGAAUCCAGGGAGAGAAAGGAAAGCCUAAUGGGAAGAACGAGAUCCUACAAAUGCACCCAGAGUAAUGAUAGUACUAAACCUGCUGAAAUUAGGAUUAACGAAAAGGGUUCAGCUAUGGAGGUGGCUUUGAUGACAGGGCCCGGCAGUCAGUACAUGUUUUAUGAGAUGAUCCGCAUAUUUCAUGAAGAUGGAGCUCAUGUACUGAACGCCAAUUUCUGGGUUGUUGGGAAUACAAUUUUCCACAUCGUUCAUGCUGAGAUUGGAGAAUUUGGUGUAGCGAAAAUAAUAAAGGAGAAAUUGAACAAGUUUGUGAAUGAAGACAGGUGCAGGGAAGAGGAACUUGAACAAGAGCUAUAUUGGGACUACGAAAUCCCUCCCGAAACGUGGAAUUUCCAUAUCAUGUGAUUCACGUUUCUCAAUCUAGCUGCUUCUAUGCCCCGCUAGGCUGCUUGCUGGUUUAAUAUUGCCUUUAUUUGUUUCUAUUAUCUGGUGUCAGCCAUUCCUUCAGUAAUGGAACAAUCAUAAGUGGACUUCGAAA